AUGGAUCCUGUCGUGAGCAACGGCUCGUCGCCGGUCGUCGCCAUCGAUGUAGGGUCAGCGCUUAGGGGUGGCGGCCGCAUCUUCAGGAAGCAGCAUACCGCGGCCAAGUACGCCACAGACGCGAGCAAGAUUGACGACUUCUGGUCGUAUAGCAGGCACGGCAACGACACCGCCCGCACGAUUACGCAACUGCUGCACUACAACGGACUCCAGUCCGCCGCGGUGGGAAUCCUCACUGCCGUCGUCGGCGCUUGCCUGAUGCCGCUGGACUGGGUGCCAGGCAGCACGUUUGCAGGCAUCCUCGUUAUGCUCCUGUCGACCUGCGUGGCCUUCGUCCUGGUGCUGAUCUCCGUGAUUCAUAGGCGCGUGUUCCUCGAUUUCGCGUGCAUUCCUCAAGACGACGAGGAGGCCCAAAAAACAGGGGCAUCCUGA
Messenger RNA from Prorocentrum cordatum, 432 nucleotides. Lineage: Eukaryota; Dinophyceae; Prorocentrales; Prorocentraceae. The record is from the annotation of a GenBank genome assembly.